ACGACGAGUCUUAAGAAAGAACUAAGAAAAGUAAUCGAGGACAGGACAGGAGCUGGAUGAGUACCCGCAGGGAUAUGAGGAGUUUGGAGUUCCAUGUGGAAUGAAGAUAUGUUAGAAGACACCUGAGGGAGAGACUAGAUCUACAGAGACAGUGUAGAGGGGAGAGCUCAAUACAAGGUCAGCGCAUUCGCUUGGGACAUCAACGAGCAGCUGACGAUGAACGUGUCGGUGCGGUCGCUCACUGAUCCGGUGGGUAUUUUGCGCAUUGUGGCGCUCGUCCUGACCUGCAUGUCCUUUGGACUCGUGGCAUCAGUUGGGGUCACUGCGUCGGAGUCUUCCUACUGGGCCUGGUGCAUGUUUACCUGGUCCUUUUGUUGCUUUUUCACCCUCGCCAUCCUCAUCUUAGAGUUCACUACGCUCAGUGACAAGGUGCCGGUGUCCUGGGAGGACUUCACCACCGCCUUCGCCAUGCUGGCCGCCCUGAUGUGCCUGGCAGCGUCUGCCAUCUACCCCGCCUUCUUCACCUGCAGCACCUGCCCCCGGCAGAUAGGCGCCACCGUCACCUCAUGGUUCUGUUUCUUAACAUACGGCGCCGAGGUGGUGCUGACCCGCUUGCGGCCCCGCGGGCAGAUCAGCGGCUUCCUGUCCACCGUUUCAGGUCUCCUGAAGAUCCUGGAGACCUUUGUGGCCUGCAUAAUCUUCACCUCUCUGGACCCCGCAAAGUUCUCCGGGUCUCCGGGCCUGCAGUGGUGCGUGGCGGUCUACUGUAUGUGCUUCAUAUGGUCUCUGCUCAUCAUCCUGCUGACCAUUGGACGGCUGCUCUCGUACUUCCCGGUGUCCUUCGAGAUGGUGGUGACUGUGUCCAACGUGCUGGCGGCGAUGAUGUACAUGACUGCCAUGGUGAUCUGGCCCUUGUACGGCUUUCAAGGGAAUCUCAACAACAGUGCCCUGUGGAACAAGCUGCUCGUGGUCACCUUUAUGUCCAUUUUUAACUUCAUUGUCUACACCGUCGACAGUGUUUUCUCCAUACGCAUGGUGUUCUGGCCUCAAGCCUCAAGUUAGGACGGAAUACACCAUUCAUCAAACACAUGGGGGACACCUGACAUGGUACACAACCUUUGAAGGUAGUCCUCGGGCCAUGGACAUUUCUCGUUAUUUAUUCUUAAUACUAUAAUUCAAAAUACUAACACAAAAAUGUUAGAUUGCUUUAGCUAUUUUAUGAACUUGGAGCACUUUUAUUUUUAAAUGAUGCAGACAAUAGAGACACUUCGACAAUGAUUCUCUCUGCCAAUUUAUUAUCAAUGUACCAAUUAACCUUUGAAUUGAUGCAGACGACAUACCGACCGAUGAAGGUGUAUCCCAAGAACGCUGAGUGCAUUGUAAUGUUUGAACCUGAUACACCAGAACUGUUCCAUUCUGAUGCCUUGAUUUAGUUAAUACAGCUCGUCCUAUUCCAGGGUGACCAAAUCAUAUGAAUUACUUCCUGUGUGUCUUGAAAAGGAUCCAUUUAAAACCCACUUAGUAUCAAAUAUUAACAUUUGUAUAGAAAUAGCUUGCUUGUAAAAGUUGGUAGCUAUCUACAUAACGGUAUUCUAUUCGUUCCUUUAAUCAUAGCUUGUCUCAGUGCUUUUCAAACACUGUGUGAUUGAAUACAUUUGACCAAUAAAUAAAUAAUGAAUUGAA
Gadus macrocephalus (Pacific cod) is the source of this 1683-nucleotide messenger RNA. RefSeq names its product myeloid-associated differentiation marker homolog. The transcript has a single exon. The coding region runs from base 217 to 1062 and encodes 281 amino acids. The record is from RefSeq and is a predicted model, not a curated record. Gene Ontology annotation, cellular component: membrane. Lineage: Eukaryota; Metazoa; Chordata; Actinopteri; Gadiformes; Gadidae.